This is a messenger RNA of Blumeria graminis f. sp. triticale, 468 nucleotides long. Lineage: Eukaryota; Fungi; Ascomycota; Leotiomycetes; Helotiales; Erysiphaceae. The record is from the annotation of a GenBank genome assembly.
AUGUCGGCCAUAUCAGGACUCGUUAAGCAAGGUGGCGAUAACUUGGUUCGCAAUGUAUGGGGCAUGUGGGACGGAAUGCGUCUUCGCGACUACAUAAGAAUCGUCAUAAUUGUUGGAGGAUACCUACUCCUACGUCCGUACUUGCUCAAAUUUGCUGCCAAGAUUCAGGCCAAACAAUACGCCAAAAUUCCCGAUACAGACGCUUCUGUUAAUGUCAAAAUCUCUCCUAACCAGCUUCGGGGUACCAGCACAGUAAACUCUGCAAAUAACGAUCUAAAAGAUGAUGAAAACGACCGUAUCGCUAGUGGCGCUGAUUGGGGAACUAAGGCUCGGAAACGACAGAAAAAGGCCAUAGAGAAAUUCACUGAAAAAGAAGAGAAAAAAGGGCUCGAGGCUCAAGGGGAGAACGAUGACAAAGAAAUUAUGGAUCUACUGGUCGAUUAUGAAGAGGGGAAGGACGGUUGGUGA